Molecule: messenger RNA, 1903 nt
Organism: Eucalyptus grandis
Lineage: Eukaryota; Viridiplantae; Streptophyta; Magnoliopsida; Myrtales; Myrtaceae
Product: transcription factor SRM1
Exons: 3
Coding region: 672-1559 (295 amino acids)
Molecular function (GO): DNA binding
Source: RefSeq, a predicted model, not a curated record
GAAUAUAAAGUAGGAAGCUUUUCACGAUUGGACUUUGGAUAAGGGGUUGAAACCCGCCAUGAUUGAUAAAAAAUGGAAAAUUCAUUUCUUCUUUUAUUACUAGUUUAUUUCUGUCUUUUCUUCGGAUUGGCCCAUCUCCUUUGACUGUGGCAUUGGACUUCGCCAAGAACAGAAAGUUGGCGACUUUGACCGAUCUUCUUGGGCUCCCCCGACCGGAAAGAAGAAGAAGGAAGGUGAUUUUCACAGACCCAAGUCGUUUUUCAGAUUGUUUUUGCUAGCUUGGAACUUGGGAUGGGAAGAAAAUUACUGGAAAUCCACUGUCUCUUUGUUGGUUGGUCAUCAAUUCACAGGAUUCAAGUUUCCAAAUAGGGGGGCUAGAUACAAUUCAUUUCUUCACAUAAUCCUCUCUGGGGUUUCUGAUAUUUGUCGGGGGUGAUCUCGAGUUCAGCUUCAUUGGCAUUAUCUGUGCCUGUCUGUUUCUCUCUAGGCUCAACUCUUAAGCUUCGGCCAGGCUGUUUCAGAGUCAUGUUUUUGUUAUAUCAACUCCACCUACAGUUGUUACUGGCUCGUUAAACCAAAUACAUACCCAUCUGAAUCCUACAGGCUGUUUUCGACUAACUGUAGUCCGUCAAUCAACGAUCUGUUCUGGUAGCUGACGCAGCUUAGGCUAUAUGACCGUGGACGAAACGACUAGCGACUGCUCCUGGAGUAGAGAGCAGGAUAAAGCGUUUGAGAAUGCACUCGCAACUUACCCAGAAGAUUCAGCUGAUCGAUGGGAGAAGAUAGCCGCCGAUGUGCCGGGGAAAACUGUAGAAGAGAUUAAACGUCACUAUGAAAUUCUGGUCGAUGAUGUCAAUAGCAUCGAGUCGGGUUGUGUGGAACUGCCUCCUUACAGUUGUUCUCCAGAGGGUUCAACAAGCCAUGGCGGCGAUGAGAUGAAUAGUAAGAAGGGCAGUCAUGUUGGGAAUCUCCAUGGCAAUUUGAAUCACGAGGGGAAGGCAUCGAGGUCGGACCAAGAACGUCGGAAGGGAAUUGCCUGGACGGAAGAAGAACACAGAUUAUUCCUACUUGGCUUGGAAAAAUAUGGAAAGGGAGAUUGGCGAAGCAUCUCCCGAAACUUUGUAGUGACAAGGACACCUACACAAGUGGCUAGCCACGCCCAGAAGUACUUCAUCCGGUUGAACUCAAUGAACAAAGAUAGGAGGCGUUCUAGCAUUCACGAUAUUACCAGUGUUGACAACGGAGAAGUCUCGACACCCCAAGGACCAAUCACUGGUCAAACAAGCAGUUCUGUGGCAGGUGUUUCGUCCAGCAAACCUAGUAAACAGCCCUUUCAACCACCAACUGGGCCCGCCAGUAUCGGUGUUUAUGGUGCUCCAAUGAUCGGGCAACCGAUAGGUGGGCCGCUUGUUUCUGCUGUGGGGACUCCAGUGAACCUCCCCGGUCCAUCACAUAUGGCAUACGGUGUAGCCCCGGUGCCAGGGGCCAUGGUUCCUGGUGCACCCAUGAGCGUAGGUCACGUAACAUAUCCGAUGCCGCAUGCAUCAGCUCAGAGGUGAUUGUAUAGGAGAUGUAAAUGAAAGACUGAAAGGCAUAUUGGUUGUGCUUUGUGAUGUACCAAGGAUCACUCCGUAGAGUCCUCUGUGGGUCUAUUGUCUCGAUUCUUUGGUGGCCUUCUUUUGGCCUUGCGUCUAUUUUCUGAUAGUCUCUUCUAUGCUUAAGAGUAGUGCUUGUGAGAUGAGAGUAUAUUAUGCUUAGAAAUUCAAACCAAUUAGAAUUUUACGAUUGUUAGCGGAUCUUCAGAGUGCUGAUGAUUCUUACUUGAAAUUCUAGUGUCAAUGUCAUGUAAUUCCGAUAUGACCAAUUUGCUAUGUCAGUCUGCAACCAUGAGAAAACUUUCCUA